Molecule: messenger RNA, 2847 nt
Organism: Cynara cardunculus var. scolymus (artichoke)
Lineage: Eukaryota; Viridiplantae; Streptophyta; Magnoliopsida; Asterales; Asteraceae
Product: probable galactinol--sucrose galactosyltransferase 2
Exons: 14
Coding region: 337-2634 (765 amino acids)
Molecular function (GO): raffinose alpha-galactosidase activity
Source: RefSeq, a predicted model, not a curated record
ACCAUCCAUCUUCUGUCUGACACGUGGCAUGAUCUGGUUUGAUACAUACCACCAACUUCGACUAUAUAAACCCCCUCGCUCUUCUUUAUCCUCUAUGUUCCAACUUUUUAACGUGAAAUAAAGCGGUUUCUGCUGAGCGUUUCUCGUUGGUUUUCUUUCUCCUCCAAAUCUCUCAUUGAAGCUCGCACUUCCAUAUCUGGUGUGCACUUCUUCUGAGUUGAUCGGUUGAGAAUCGUAAGCAGAGGUUUUGAUCGUAAUCUGGGAGCUCAGUUCGAGAAUUACAGGAAAAUCAGCUGUUUUCAAGUUUAUCGUAGGACAGUAUUAACGUUCGUAAAGAUGACAAUUACACCCAAGAUCUCCAUUGAUGGUGGCAACCUUGUGGUCCAUGGGAAAACUAUACUUAAAGGUGUGCCAGAGAACAUCGUGCUGACUCCAGGAGCAGGUUCAGGACUCAUAACCGGUGCAUUCAUUGGUGCAACAUCUUCAAAUAGCAAAAGUCUCCAUGUUUUCCCUGUGGGAGUGUUAGAGGAUCUUCGAUUUAUGUGUUGCUUCCGUUUCAAGUUAUGGUGGAUGACUCAGAGAAUGGGAACGUGUGGAAAGGAUAUUCCUUUAGAGACUCAAUUUAUGCUUGUCGAGAGUAAAGACAACAAUGAAAACCAGAAUGAUAAUAGUCCCACAAUAUAUACCGUAUUCCUUCCUCUUCUGGAAGGUCAGUUCAGGGCUGUCCUCCAGGGAAAUGACAAGAAUGAACUAGAGAUUUGCCUCGAGAGUGGGGAUCAUGCAGUUGAAACCAACCAAGGGCUCCACCUUGUCUACAUGCAUGCUGGGACAAAUCCCUUUGAGGUCAUCACGCAGGCUGUCAAGGCUGUUGAGAAUCACAUGCAAACAUUUCAUCACCGUGAGAAGAAAAAGGUACCAAAAUUACUCAACUUGUUCGGAUGGUGCACAUGGGAUGCUUUCUACACCGAUGUCACCGCAGAAGGUGUUGAAGAAGGACUCAAAAGCUUAGCAAAGGGAGGGACUCCACCACGCUUCCUCAUCAUAGACGAUGGUUGGCAACAAAUUGGAAACGAGAACAAGGACUCCAACAUUGUAGUUCAAGAAGGAGCACAGUUUGCAAACAGACUAACAGGAAUAAAAGAGAACGAGAAAUUCCAAAAGAAGAAAGAUAACCAUCCCCCGGGUUUGAAACAUGUUGUAGAUGAAGCCAAGGAACAUCACAAUGUCAAGUAUGUAUAUGUUUGGCAUGCUCUAGCAGGCUACUGGGGUGGUGUCAACCCAACCGUUGCUGGUAUGGAACAUUAUGACCCUGCCCUCGCAUACCCCAUUCAAUCUCCAGGUGUACAAGGAAACCAGCCAGAUAUCGUCAUGGACAGCCUUUCGGUUCAUGGCCUGGGUCUGGUUCACCCUAGAAAGGUUUUCAACUUCUACAAUGAGCUCCACGCAUAUCUUGCAUCAUGUGGAGUUGAUGGAGUCAAAGUCGAUGUUCAAAAUAUAAUAGAAACCCUUGGGGCUGGCCAUGGCGGUCGAGUCUCUCUUACCAGAAGCUACGUGCAGGCUCUUGAAGCUUCAAUUGCGAAGAAUUUCAAAGAUAAUGGAUGUAUUGCUUGUAUGUGUCAUAAUACCGAUGGGCUUUACAGCGCCAAACAAACCGCAAUCAUCAGAGCCUCAGAUGAUUUCUACCCUCAUGACCCUGCUUCUCACACCAUUCACAUUUCUUCUGUGGCCUAUAACACAUUAUUUCUUGGGGAAUUUAUGCAACCUGAUUGGGACAUGUUCCAUAGUCUUCAUCCAGCUGCUGACUAUCAUGCUGCAGCUCGAUCAAUUGGUGGAUGUCCUAUCUAUGUUAGCGACAAGCCUGGGAACCACAACUUCAACCUAUUAAAGAAGUUGGUUCUCCCUGAUGGAUCAGUCCUUCGUGCCCAAUUGCCUGGAAGACCCACACUCGAUUGCCUCUUUGCCGAUCCAGCUAGAGACGGAGUCAGCCUGCUUAAAAUUUGGAAUGUGAAUAAGUGCAACGGCGUGGUGGGUGUAUUCAACUGCCAGGGUGCUGGUUGGUGCAAAAUCGAAAAGAAAACCCGCAUCCAUGAUUCAUCUCCUGGUAUUCUUACUGCUUCUGUACAAUCCACCGAUGUGGAUGCAUUAACUCAAGUAGCUGGUCCGGACUGGCAUGGGGAAACAGUUGUCUAUUGUCAAAGAUCAGGGGAGGUAAUUCGGUUACCAAAAGGCGUGUCGUUGCCUGUAACACUCAAGGUCCUCGAAUAUGAACUAUUUCAUUUCUGUCCUCUGAAGGAGAUAGCAGAAAACAUCGUUGUUGCACCCAUAGGUUUGCUCGACAUGUUCAAUAGCGGUGGUGCAGUGGAGCAAUUCCAAGUCCAUUUACCUUCAAACGCUCAACACUAUAUUGACCACUCCACUUUUACAACUGAAAACCGACCAGUGACUGCCACAGUUGCAUUAAAAGUCAGAGGAUGUGGUCGAUUUGGAUUCUAUUCAUCUCAAUGCCCUCUCAAAUGCACCAUGGAUGGCAUCGACACCGACUUCAUCUAUGAUUCUGCAAGGGGAUUAGCAACAUUUAUGAUUCCAGUGCCUCAAGAGGAGAUGUACAAGUGGUGCAUCGAGAUCGUAGUUUAAUUUACAAGAAAUAACGAGUUGGAUAUCAUUCUUCGUAAUCGGAGUUAUUAGUAAAACAUCAAUGAUUGUUAUUGGCUGGUUAUCAAUUACAUAUAAUCAUUGGUCAAAUGGGUAAACUAUUUUGAAUCUAUUUAUAAUCGCAAUUAGGCAUGAAACAUGUGUUGUCGAAUCUAAAGAAAUUUCUCAAGAACAAAAGAACAUCAAUCACUUCUA